AUGAGGAUUCCACUAAGAAGCGCCUCUGCCGUCAGCCGCCGCCUCGGACGCAGGACAUACAGCUCACCACCAAAAACCCUCCCCUCAGCCGUGGAAGCCGUCAAAGCGCAUCCUCCAAAGAUAAUACCAGACUACCUCACCCCGAUGCCCUCACACCUCCUCACAACAACCCUCACAGACCUCAUCUCCCCACAAACGCCAACCUCAUCCUCUCCAAAGAUAUCUUCCCCGCCUAUCCCGCUUCCACAGGGCCAUCACCUCGUCUACUUCCCCAUUCAACUCCCCCCAUCAAAGCUCAUCCCCGACGGCGCGGAUCCGGAUCACUCGCCUGGACCGCCGUUUACGAGGCGUGUCUGGGCGGGUGGAGAGGUUAUCUAUGGGAAGAGAUGGAGGGAGAUGACGCUUAGCUGUAGACCUGUCGUGUGUAGGGAAAAGGUGGAGGAUGUGAGCUUGAGGGGUAGGGAGGGUGAGGAGAAGGUGUUUGUGGAUGUUUGGAGGAGGUAUGGGAUUGGUCAUGAUCAAGUUGAGGAGAGGGAAGAGUGGGAGAUUGAGGAGAGGAGGACGUUGGUGUUUAUGAGAGAGGAGGAGAGCUCGACAUCAUCGCCACCUCGUCUCAUCAAGUACCCUCAUUCUCCAUCUAAUUCCAUAUCUCUCACUCCCACGGCAACUCACCUCUUCCACUUCUCAGCACUCUCCUUCAACGCGCACUCGAUCCACAUCGACCCCGUCUACGCGCAAGAAGUCGACGGUCACAGAGCCCUUCUUGUUCACGGGCCUCUUACCCUGGCGCUGAUGCUCCGCGUGCUAAACGACCACAUCGGCCCAGCCUUGUCAGUCAGCAAUUUUUCCUACAGAAACUACGCGCCGCUCUAUGUCGAUGAACAGAUGACGAUUCAUCUUCGUAAAGUCUCACGAGAGGACGCCGCCGAGGAACGUUGGGAUGUCUGGAUUGAAGGACCUGAAGGAGGCAUGGCAGUCAAGGGUAAUGCCCAUGUUGCCCGGUAA
Molecule: messenger RNA, 1005 nt
Organism: Fusarium keratoplasticum
Lineage: Eukaryota; Fungi; Ascomycota; Sordariomycetes; Hypocreales; Nectriaceae
Product: MaoC-like domain-containing protein
Exons: 2
Coding region: 1-1005 (334 amino acids)
Cellular component (GO): mitochondrion
Molecular function (GO): (3R)-hydroxyacyl-[acyl-carrier-protein] dehydratase activity
Source: RefSeq, a predicted model, not a curated record